ACAAACGCACAGUUUAUCAACGCUAUGACCUUACUAAUACUUUGUCGGAAAGGAAUGAUUGAACUCUUUACUGAUAUGUUACCGCGGUUCUGGAGUGGAGCCGACGCACCCCGAGGCACGCAAACACGGCCACGUACGAGCAAUGACCCAUGAGUGCCCCAUGGGGCUAGCCGCGGGGAGCUCUGACAGCUACUUAAAAUACUUUCUCUGAUACUUCAUCCCCCACCUGUUAAGGCGCGCAUUUCAAUCUCCUUUUGUUAUUGCAAUGACGCAUGAUCCAGAGGCGUUAGGGGCCACAUCUGACUCACUUCUCCUCCUGCCAGAUGAGUCGGUAGAGCUGGCCUCCAUGGCUAACUGCAAGCCGGAGCUCCGCACGGUAGAGCUGGACCUGCCCCACGACCCCCACACUACCUUCUACCCGACCUGCAUCCGGGUCGAGCAGUGCGGCGGCUGCUGCUUCGGGCCGCUGCUCACCUGCAGGCCAAGCAUCACCAAGGCCUUCGAUGUCAAGGUGCUGAAGACGACGACGAGCUCGAGCGACUCCUCCCGCCGCAGCCGCCCGGGCCGCCGCCACCGCCGCGAGAACACCGUCAGCUACCACACGGUGUCGGUGGUGAAGCACACGGCCUGCGAGUGCGGGUGCAAGGUGCAGGCCAGCGACUGCAACACCACCAUCCACACCUACCAUGAGGGCGAGUGUGCCUGCGUUUGCAAAGACAGAGACGAGAAAAGUAAAUGCGAGGAGCAGAAUAGCACGAAAUACUGGUCAGACGAGACGUGCUCCUGUUACUGCCGCAAACCGCUGUCUUGUGGCUCAGGAGAAUAUUUCUCCCAAGUCUCCUGCAGGUGCGAGCAUCUGGCCGUGCGGAGUGGCAUCAUCUUCGGCGCCGGAGAAGAACCUAUUUACGAGCGCGGAAGAUCGGCCAGCCCACGCGGAUACCUUGGAACAGGAUCAACCGCAGAAAGCCAGUCAGGGUGUCGUAGGAGGGUGUAUUCGCGACUGGGACCGGAUCAUGUUAUUUGAUUUUUGAAAGCUUGGGGGUUUCAGCUCCCAGGCUAAAUGAUCUAUAAUGA
Molecule: messenger RNA, 1074 nt
Organism: Penaeus monodon (black tiger shrimp)
Lineage: Eukaryota; Metazoa; Arthropoda; Malacostraca; Decapoda; Penaeidae
Product: vascular endothelial growth factor A-A-like
Exons: 5
Coding region: 266-1024 (252 amino acids)
Biological process (GO): positive regulation of protein autophosphorylation; positive regulation of cell population proliferation
Cellular component (GO): membrane
Molecular function (GO): growth factor receptor binding; growth factor activity
Source: RefSeq, a predicted model, not a curated record